Molecule: messenger RNA, 738 nt
Organism: Zychaea mexicana
Lineage: Eukaryota; Fungi; Mucoromycota; Mucoromycetes; Mucorales; Lichtheimiaceae
Product: cytochrome P450
Exons: 6
Coding region: 1-738 (245 amino acids)
Molecular function (GO): heme binding; monooxygenase activity; oxidoreductase activity, acting on paired donors, with incorporation or reduction of molecular oxygen
Source: RefSeq, a predicted model, not a curated record
AUGAUUCAAGGUCUAAUUGCUCGGACUAUCAGGAACGAGCAUGUCAAUCCCUACGAUUAUUUGCAGCUAAACGCCCUGAACUACGUUUUGAACACAUGCCUUGGGACUGAGGUGGAAACAAAAUUUUCUCGCGAAAGACGUGAGGCUGUGCUCGGUCCGCUUAUUCAAGAGGCCAUAAAAUCUGACCGAGACAAUAUGAUUAAACAUAUGCACCAGCACCAAUCGGGAACUGGAAUAGAGGAUAUUGAUUUAACUAUAGCAGCAAGUGAUAUGAUAACCGCAGGAACCGAUACAGUAACUGCAGCAGGAUAUUGGUUUAUUGCUAUCCUCUUACAUCACCCUACAGUCUGCAAGAAAAUCAGUGACGAAGUGGACGCAUUUAUUAAGGAGCACGGUCGACUUCCUCUGCCAUACGAACGUGAUUCAUUGCCAUACUUUAUAGCCGUUCAAAAGGAAUGCCUGCGAUACCGGCCAUUUAUAUUCUUAGGUAUCCCUCACGAGCUUCAAAAGGAUGUGCAAGUUCAAAACUACCUGUUUCCUAGGGGUGUGCCAAUCUAUCCAUUGUUAUACGCAAUGCAUCAAAAUCCGGAUCGUUAUCCUGAACCAGACAAAUUCAUUCCAGAACGAUUUCUGGGUAAAACUGACACUGCUGCUGCCGCUGGUAAAAUCGAAGACCGCGAUAUUUUUUUGUUUGGCUUUGGCAGACGUGCUUGCCUUGGUGUCCAUGCAUCGAGAUGA